Belonocnema kinseyi is the source of this 2770-nucleotide messenger RNA. RefSeq lists its product as uncharacterized. The transcript has 5 exons. Bases 151 to 2610 code for a protein of 819 amino acids. The record is from RefSeq and is a predicted model, not a curated record. Lineage: Eukaryota; Metazoa; Arthropoda; Insecta; Hymenoptera; Cynipidae.
UAGCAGGCAGCUGACGAAAAUUCAAUUUACAAUUUCUAACAGAUAUUUGUUUACUGAAAAUAAUUGUUGACAAGCAGCAACACAAUCCAGCCAAAUCUAACUAAAAAAGUACAAAUUUGCUUAAAAUAUAAACCCUAAAAAAACAUAGUAAUGAAUAAUAUAAUUCAAGUGCGUCAGUAUGAGUUGUUUCCAAACAUAACCUCAAAUUUGUUGUCAAUCAUAUGUUCGGAAGGUUUGCAAUCAACGCACAGUAGUCGGUUUUCUUUCGCUUUAUGUUUAACAAGUAUAAUAAUAAUGCCGAACCCUUAUAAAAAAAAAUGUUUUGUACCUGAUUGCAAGUGCAAUAGCAUCGAUGAUCCACAAAAAAUAUUUAUAAGGUUGCCUAUGGGCACCGAAGUGAGGAGGAAAUGGGCCGAAGCCGUUGGAAGAACCGGUAAAGAUACUAAGUUUCAUCCAAACUCUGGCGUAUAUUGUUGUGAAGAUCAUUUUCUAUUUAGCGAAGACGUUGAAAAUUGGGAAGACGUGGUCAGGCUGGGAAAGCGAAUGCGAUUUAGGGAAGGCUUUGUUCCGAGAAAACGAAAAUUGAGCUCAUCAGAGAAUUCACUAGCAAUAAUAGAAAAGCUGCCGAGAGAUGUAGAAAAUUGGAUGGAUGUAAAAUUGCUCGGAAAAAGAAUAAGACUAAGAGAGGGAGUUUUGCCAGUUAAAAGAGACCCAAACUCAAAGUCUUUCAGAUCAUUAUUAAAAAGGCCCAUCAUUCAAACGCCAGAUUCGAAUAAUAUCCAGGAAAUAAAGACCGAGGAAAUACUUAUUUCGUCCGAAGAUGAAUCUGAAGCGAAAAAAAAUAAAUACGUAAAGUACUGUUUUGUGCCCAACUGUAACCAAAAUUCACUCGAAAAUCCGAAUAAAUUAUACCUCCAAUUGCCAAAGGGGAUGGAAAUUCGGAAAAAGUUUGCAGAAGUUCUUGUGGGAAAAGAAAAGAAUAUAGUGUUUCAUGAAAAUUCUGAAGUAUUUUGCUGCACAGAUCAUUUGGAUCUUUUAAAAUCCAUUCACCUUCCAUACACAACACAAAAUUCGGAGAGCCAAGCUAAUCAAGAAAACGAUAAAUCAUUGACCGUCGACAUCGAGGCUGUAUCAGAAGAUACUUUGAAAUUAACACAACUCUUAUGCGAACAGAGUUCAAGCACAGAGUCCUUCGAAGUAAAAUCAGAACCUCUAGAUGAUAUGCAAUCAAUUCAAAAAGAAAAUUCUCAACCAGUUUUAAUAAAAAUUGAACCGGGCAUUUCGGAUUAUGUAAAACUGGAACCAGAGACAGAAGAAAACGUUUCAACUCAAAUUAAUACUGAAUUCAAAUACGAGCAGAUGCAAAUCGUUGAAGAAGAUACAUAUUUUUCAGAAGCAGUCGAAACUCAACGUUCCGAAGAAACAAAAAUCAGUGAAAAUGAAGUUGUAGUUCUUCGAGAUGAUGUUCCUGAACACAGUGAACUGCGUUCCUAUUUACUCACAGAACUUAGCAAGGAAGUGGGUCAACAAUUAGAAACAUCAAUGUCCAACAAUCGCGAUAAUAUUCAGGGCAAUAUUCAAUCCUCGAAGCCAGACCAAAGAAGUAUAGCUACAUCGAUUGAAGUAAAAUAUCUCAGUGAAGAUAUUAAUCGAUCACUUUACCAAGAACGAUCUUCAGAAGUGCUUAAAUUGUUGCGAGAAGCGCAGGAAGGAUCAGGAAAGAGAACAAAAAAACAUGAUGUAUUAAUUGCAAGUUGCAAUUUAGAUUUGACUAAGAAACUCGUAAAGACCUAUCCUCUCAGAUACACUGGCUUACCUCCUACAAUGUUCAAACGCUUCAUGGCGAAUGUAUUUCGAGAUACGAAACUUCCCUACAGUCGUACUCUGCUAGUUCUAUUGAAAAUUCGAGAAAAUCAAUCCUUCGAGCGAUUGGGUGACAAUUUUGGAAUUUCAACUGAAAAGGCAAGGAAAAGGUUUCUUCAAUCUGUCCCAUUGAUAGCUAAUUGUUUAAAAAAAGUCCCCUGGCCCCAAGUUGACACCGAGUCUGAAAUUCCCUUUUCUUUCGACAGUCAGUUUGAAAAUAUAAAAUUCAUUAUCGAUUGUUUGGAAAUCGAGGUAAAGAAAUCAAUGGAUGCCAAACCGAAGCAACUGUUAGCGACUGCAGGAAAACAUUGUGACUCUGUAAAAUAUUUAAUUUCGUACACUAAGAUGGGUUUAAUUAGCUGCGUGUCGAACAAAUAUGAAGGUUCCUUGUCCGACAAAUUUGUUCUGGACAAUUCGGGAUAUCUUUCCCGGUUUAGUUUUACGAAAAAAGCUUUGGCGUUGACGGACAGGCGUUAUCCUGGAAGUGGACACCUAUUUAAUGCGGCAAAUUGUCAGCUUAUAAGAUUAGGAGAAGAAAUUCACAGACUGGAAUGGAUAACGUGUCUAAAAACAUUAUUGGAGUACGUUGAAAAGGUAAUGAAAAGACUAAGGGAAUUUAGGUUCAUUUCGAAACAUGCUUUGCUUAGUCCGGACUUGACUGCUGUAUUAGAUGAUGUGGUAAUUAUUGCGAGCGCUAUUGUCAAUGCGCAGGGUCCGAUUGUACCAAGUGACACAGAACAAAAUUAGAUUUUCAUUGAUCAAAACUCAUCUUCUCUGAUUUGUGAUAUUAGAUUAUUUAUUGUAUAUACUAUUAUACAAUUAGGUUACAAUAUUAUGUUACCAGAUUUCACUGCUUAUUAAAUAUUCUGUAUAAAUAGUGUGAUAAAUUGCGGAUAUUUUUCAAGUG